AAAUAUUCAACACUUCAAGCUCUCCCUCGACAACGCCGACGCCACCCCCUACAAUUGGCUUGGGGUCACCGCCAUCAGUGUUAAGGUCAUUGAAGGGCUUCCUCGCUCGGUGGAACUCAAUACGCCUCUGAAGUGGAUUCGACGCGGUUUCCGAUUCGGGCAUUAAAUCCGCAAAGCCCUCCGAUUGGAUUUGGAGCUCAGCCGUUUGCACCAAAGCGUCGGCCAUUUCCGGAGCCCAAAAAGUUGCGAUUUUGCAGAGAAAGUUUCUAUUUUUGUUCUAUGCGUAUUGAAUUUCUCUCUCUGGAAUUAGAAAUUAGGGUUCUAAUGGCAGAAAUGUUUGUGGGGAUUUGGGAGAAGUAGAGAGCUUUUUGAAGGCUUCUGCGAAAGAGAAGAGGCCAUGGAGGCGAUAGAGGCAAUGGAUGAGUCGGAAUUGGGUGGGCGCAGAAGAAAUAAUGGAGGGAGGGUCGGGUGGGAGCGGCAUGUGAAGUGAGGUAGAAGACGAUGCCCUGAUUUUUUUAUUUUAUUUUUUUAAAUUUUAUUAAUUUAUCAAAUUUUUAAUAUUUAGAUGGCCCAUAUUGACUUGGCGUUCAGUUAUUGUUCACUUAGUUGGUAUGUUAUCAAUUAAUGGUUGAUUUAACAGUAAUCUGAAAAUAUCCCAAAAUUACAAUUUUAGGUACCACUUCAAAAUGAAAUAAACUUUAUAUAUUGAAAAUCAAAAAAUUUCGUGGUAGUACUGAGAUCAACCCUUGAUAAUAAUAUAAUUCUGGAUCGGGCUAGUUAGAUCGGUUGGAGAUAGGCCCAAUAACUAUAAACGAAAACCUCCAGAGGGCACAAGGGGUGCAUUUGCUUAACAGGUCGUUAAUACCUUUCUCAGUAUAGGGCAGGCACCGGCAAUCCAUCGGUCAUCUCCCGUAAAUUCGAAAUAAUUCGAGAACCAUGGUUUGGGGUUUCUUCCCUACCGACCCUCACUCAGGUGAAGAUAAAUACUAUAUCUUUGCAAGGGGAACGUACAAAGUGGGUCGGAAAGGUUGUGAUGUAAAUAUCACUAAAGAUAAAGGAGUUUCUCGGGUUCAUGCAGAAAUAGUUGUUGAUGCAAUGAUUGCCCCUCUUCCCCUGCAAACAAAAUCUUCUAUAUUAUCUUCCAAAGUUCGAAUUAGAGAUUGCUCAAAAUAUGGAACAUAUAUUAACAAGAACCUUACAUCAAUGGAAAAGAUUCAUGAGUUACCCAAUAGAGAAACAUCGUUAAGGCAAGGAGACUUGGUUUCAUUUGGAACUGGCAAUGCAAUCUACAGAUUUUCCUUUGUUCCACUCAUUUUCUUUGCGUGCUGCUCGGAACCAACCCAAGUGAAUCACCCCCUUGAAGAUAAACUUUCAUCAAUUGGUGCUCAUGUCACUUAUCAUCUAAAUCAGGAGUGCACACAUGUCCUUGUUGACCAACUCAUGCCAGUGAAAGAAGAUAUAGUGGAUGCUAUUGUGGCAAAGAAACCUAUUGUUCUUGGUAGUUGGGUUGAGUUUCUUGCAGAAAAAAACAUUCGCAAUGAGCUUCCUGGGUGUGAAUCCUUUGCUCCAACACUAACAGUGGAAGGAGUAUCAGUCAAACUUACAGAUCCAAAAACUCGUGAAAACUGUUUAGAAGGAUACACGUUUUUGUUGGACUCCAAACCUGUGUAUAAAUUCAUGGAUCGCUUGCGGUCCUUACUGGAAGUGAGUGGUGCAAAGAUACUUUCCAUUGAUGGGUUUAAUUUGAAGAGCCAAAGCUCAGUUUGUGGAGAAAAUGAUCGUGUUGUAUGUGUUAUCCCAGAACGAUUAUCAGAUGCUGGGUUCAAUAAGCUUGGUUCACUUUUAAGAGUGAAUGAGAUUGGGUUAAUAUGUGCCAUUUUAAAUGGACGGUUGGAUACAUCCAUGUUAAAGUCACCUUGCGUAGUUGUAUCAUCUUCAUGCUCCACAGAUGAAACUGUGGUAGCUGAUUCUGAUGCAGAAGAAAUGGCCACUUCUGUUCUGGCAACUUCAUCUGUUGGGACCAAAGGAGUUGUUGAAACUUUACCCCAUGAAAUCUGCAUGAGUUAUGCGGCUAUCAAAUCUGAGGAUAACUAUGUCAUGAGCUCUAGACGAAGUAGUGACAUGAGGGGCAAGCUUGACGAGUCUGAAAGUGGAAUUGCAGAUAUUAUUUAUAGCCAAGAUUUGAUUGUGCGAAAUACAAGCCUACCUUGUGCCAUUAUUACUACUGCAAACAACAGAGUUGUAAAUUUCAAACGCUUCAGAAAGACAAAUACUCGAUCCGGGAAUAGCUUCAGCAGACUUAUUCCAUUCUUGAAGUCCCCAUAUAAAGAUUCUGACUAUGGGAGUGAGGAAAUGGUAGAGUCUGUGAAAGAAGAGAAAAGGAGAAAGCAAAUGGAAGCCAUUUCUGAAGAGUUAUUCAGUAAUGAAGGGUCGUCAUCGCGGUGUAGCUGGUUCUCUUCGUGGGAUUCUUACUCAUGGUUAACAAUGGUGAACUCCUCGCUCGAAAGAGAGCAGAAAGGAAAAGCUAUCACAGCAGCAAACCACACAACUAAAUGCAUGCUGGAGUCAUAGGUAGUUCUCCCAAGCAAUGUACAAUUAUAAAUGAGGACCAGCAGGCAAGUUUGAUCUGGCCAACGGUCAUUGGCGCUUUUAUUCACUUUCUGGUAUGUACUUUACUGAUAUCAAAAUUGAUAUCCUGAAAUGGAUGUGCAUGUAGAUUAUAUGACUACACGAGAAAAGAAUACUAUACCAUUGUGCUCUUUUUGUUCCUGCAACGUGAUUUGUUUGAACUUUUAAGAUAUUUGUUUUUGUUGAGGAAA
Molecule: messenger RNA, 2819 nt
Organism: Pyrus x bretschneideri (Chinese white pear)
Lineage: Eukaryota; Viridiplantae; Streptophyta; Magnoliopsida; Rosales; Rosaceae
Product: nijmegen breakage syndrome 1 protein
Exons: 14
Coding region: 937-2571 (544 amino acids)
Biological process (GO): double-strand break repair via homologous recombination; mitotic G2 DNA damage checkpoint signaling
Cellular component (GO): Mre11 complex
Molecular function (GO): protein binding; damaged DNA binding
Source: RefSeq, a predicted model, not a curated record